AUGAGCCUGAGCCCGUGCACGUGCAUGCUCAUGAUUUCGCUUUCUACUUUAUUUAACCGGGAGGCCGCCAAACAGCCAGAAGGCAUUAUGACGGAUGAUGUACCGGCUGAUGAGCCCUCCUCUACACUGUUUAUCGACGCUGCUGCCGCUGGCGACCUCGACGCGGUACGGCGGCUCUGCGGUACGGCUGAGCUCCGGCUGCGUGACGAGUCGGGCUGGUCAGCAUUGACUUGGGCCUCAGCUGAGGGACACACACCAGUGGUGGAGUUUCUCAUCCAGCAAGGGGCGAUUGACGCCGAGGUGGAGCAGGCGGGGUGCGUGAGCGAUGUAGCAGAAGACGCCAACCCGCCAAGCCUUGUGGGCCAAAGCCUUGCCCGCAACGCGUUCGGGAACACGGCAGCACAAGUUACAAAGCACGCGGGGUGCAAGUCAUUGCUUUCAAAGGCUGUGGAGGCCGCGGCGGAUGACCGGCGCUUCCUCUGCAGCAGCUCCGGCCUCUUUGUUGGCAGCAGAGAGUCGUGUGCAGUCACUGUCGUUGAUCGGGUCUCCGCGCCCUCUCAGCGCCCAGUGCGGUACUCAACAGAGUGCGCCUCCAAGAUUCGCGCAGCGGAGGCGGCUCUGGAGGCUGCGACUGCGGCCAUGGACAAGCCGGAGGCUUUGCAAAGCGCGCUGGACGCUGCCAACGCCAGCGGCGCAUCAGUGCAUCUCAUCGAUGCCGGCACUGCGGCGUUACUUCGGCUGGAGGCGCAGCUUGCGCUCGAGGAGCAAGUGAUCACCGUGAAUCGGCUGCGUCCGCUCGAGUCGCGAUCGCCGCUCAAGCCACUGUCUUCCUGCCUCAAGCUGUGUAGGGAGCGAGAGAGUCUGCCGUCGCUCAUCGAGCAGGGAGAGCAGGUGUUGCGAUCCGUCGACGCCGAGCUGGCGCUCCAAGAGUGCACUCACGCGAGCUCGAGCCUACGACUCACGGAUGCUCACGUGACCGAUGGCGACGAGGGUGACGAGCUCAUCCUCCCAAGCCACACUUUUGCCGUGGUGGCAGACGCCGGCAUUGCGUCUCUCGAAGGGCUCAUCGCUGCAGCGCGGGCGGCAGGGGCGCUCGACGAGGUGUUGCGCGCGGGUGACUCGGCUCUCUCGAUGCUGAUGGCCGAGUCGGAGCUGCGCCACGCCCUCGACGAGCCGCGGCUGGAGGAGGCUGAGGCGGAGGCGGCGGGAGGGGAGACGAGCUGGCUGCACCCCGACGGACAGAAGAGCACAUCCCCGCUGGAGAGGCUCGAGCUGCAGUGCGGCGCGUUGGCAGCGGCGCUGGAAAAAAGCGAGGUGCUUGGGACAGCCGAGACAGUGCUCGAGGCAGCAAGGGCGAAGCAAGCGUCGCUGCAGGAGCUGCUCAAGCAGGAGGUGGCAGCAGAGGAAACGCGAGUCGCCAAGGCGGCGGCGGCUGCCGCCAAGAAGGCCAAGAAGAAGUGA
Molecule: messenger RNA, 1461 nt
Organism: Emiliania huxleyi CCMP1516
Lineage: Eukaryota; Haptophyta; Isochrysidales; Noelaerhabdaceae
Exons: 4
Coding region: 1-1461 (486 amino acids)
Molecular function (GO): protein binding
Source: RefSeq, a predicted model, not a curated record